Messenger RNA from Exaiptasia diaphana, 2320 nucleotides. Its product is annotated as aspartyl aminopeptidase. The record is from RefSeq and is a predicted model, not a curated record. Bases 88 to 1500 code for a protein of 470 amino acids. Gene Ontology annotation, biological process: proteolysis. Gene Ontology annotation, molecular function: aminopeptidase activity; zinc ion binding. Lineage: Eukaryota; Metazoa; Cnidaria; Anthozoa; Actiniaria; Aiptasiidae. The transcript is spliced from 16 exons.
CCAGCUAUCCGAUAACCUUUGACUGAAUGUUGGUUGGGGCUCCUGUUCCUCAUGGGUUUCCUGUGUUGCCAUUUCCUGAUUUAAAAAAUGGCGGAGAAAAUUCUAACAGAGCCAAUGCAGUUUGCUGCAAAACGGUUUCUUGAGUUUGUCAACAAUGGUCCAUCUCCAUUCCAUGUUGUCCAUGAGUGCAGAAAAAAGCUUGUUGCUGCAGGCUUUCAAGAACUGAGAGAAAGAGACAAGUGGAACCUUCAGCCUCAAAACAAGUACUUUGUGACUAGAAACCAGUCUACUAUCAUUGCUUUUGCUAUUGGUGGAAAGUUUAAGCCUGGGAAUGGGUUUACUAUUGUAGGAGCACAUACUGACAGCCCGUGUCUGAAGGUCAAACCAGUGUCCAAAAGAACAAAAUUUGGCAUCCAUCAAGUUGGAGUUGAAUGCUAUGGUGGAGGUAUUUGGGGCACAUGGUUUGAUAGGGAUCUAACAGUGGCUGGCAGAGUUCUUAUUAAGAGAAAUGACAAAAUAGAGCAUCACCUUGUCAAAGUUGACAAGCCCAUUCUUAGAAUUCCUCACCUGGCGAUUCACCUUCAAAGAGAUAUCAAUGACAAGUUCUCGCCCAACAAAGAAACACAUAUGGUCCCUAUAUUAGCGACAUCCAUUCAAAAUCAGCUUAACGACUCACCUUCUGAAGACAAAGAAACAAAGAAACUUUGUAAGGCUGACUCUCACCAUUCACUCCUAAUGAGUGCAAUUCUGAAAAGCCUUGACUUUCAGUGUAGUUCAGAGCAAGUGGUAGACUUUGAACUUUGUUUGGCCGACACACAACCUGCUGUGCUGGGAGGAGCAUUGGAUGAAUUCAUUUUCUCACCAAGACUGGACAAUUUAGUGAAUGCAUUUGCAGCAUUAGAGGGACUUAUUUCAUCUUUGGAAGGAGAUAGCUUAAACCAAGACCCUAAUGUGAGGCUGAUAAAUCUCUAUGACAAUGAAGAGGUUGGGUCUCAAAGUGCACAAGGAGCAUGCUCAAGUCUUACAGAGAUCAUUCUAAGAAGACUCUCAGUAGGAGAUAAAACAAGUUUUGAAGAGGCUAUUCCCAAGUCAUUGUUGGUCAGUGCAGAUCAGGCACAUGCAGUUCACCCAAACUACUCUGAAAAACAUGAAGAAAACCACAGGCCACAGUUCCACAAGGGUCCAGUGUUAAAGUUCAAUGGUAAUCAAAGAUAUGCCACAACAGCCAUUACUGCAAGCAUUCUCAGGCUUGUUGCAGAAAAAGUUGAUAUCCCACUGCAGGAAGUUUGUGUGAGGAAUGAUUCCCCCUGUGGUUCAACAAUUGGUCCUAUCUUAUCAGCAAAGCUUGGUAUGAGGACUGUAGACAUUGGAGGACCACAGUUGGCCAUGCAUUCUAUUAGAGAAAUGUGUUGUGCUUCUAGCAUCUACCAGUGCUCAACUCUCUAUAAGGGAUUUUUCCAGCACUUUCCAGAAAUUGAUGCUUCGUUGGUGGAAAUUUAAGCUGUAGUAAUAACAGCACACUGAAAUUAUCCUUUUGAAUUGCUAGCCUACAUAAAUAGUAGAUUGAAAAUUUAUUCACAUUACUAUGAAGAUCAAGCACUUAAAGUAUGCAACAUUGGUUUUCAUGUGAUGUAACACUGUCCAUUUAUGCAUAUUGGUGAUCUUUGACAAAGAAAUAUUUUUAUAUCAGCAAAUCUUAGAAUAGAGUGGGUCAGUCAGGUCGCAGCGCCAAAGAACAUUGCUGGUAAUUGGUUGGCUUGACUCUAAAGAAUGAGGCAUAAACAAUAGAGCCUAUUGUUCUAGCCAGCCAAUUAUGAUGACUUUAUUUAGAGCUGCGACACCUCUGAAUAGAGUAGUUUUCCCCAACUGUGAAAUAGUUUAAUACAGAAAAAUGAACAAUUUUCAUCUGCAGCCAUCACAUACAACCUGUGUAAGUCAUCCUUGCAAGAUGGCUACAACUGUAGGGUUAAAUAAUCGUUUUGAAUCCCUGCAACACUCAUAUCCAUGUUGUAAAGGUGACUUAUGCGGCUCGCAUGCAAUUGUUGCUAGUAUAGAGCUAGUUCUAUUAAGUACUACUGCAUUGAUUGCUCACAUCACAUUCUCAACAAUAGUUCAAAUUUGGCUUUAUGUAAGCUUCGGCUUCUUUGUUAUAAGCAAUCUGAUGAGCAUUUCCACCAGUAAACUUUUAAUAAUGGUACUUCAUUAUAGUUUAAUAUAUAGUAUAAUAAAUUAUAUGUUCACCAUUAUAAUUACUGUAUAGAUUUUAGGGUUUAUUUGCAAAUUUUGUAUGAACUGAUUCAAUAAAACUGUUCAAAUGCAA